Lecanosticta acicola is the source of this 1566-nucleotide messenger RNA. The record is from the annotation of a GenBank genome assembly. Lineage: Eukaryota; Fungi; Ascomycota; Dothideomycetes; Mycosphaerellales; Mycosphaerellaceae.
AUGAAGUCCGUCACCGUCGCCACCGCUCUCGCAUGCGCGGGCAGCGUCUCCGCCUUCUGGCGCAUGCCAUGUCGCUCCGUCACCGGAUACGGUCGCCUCGACCCUCUGGUCAACCCGGGCAGCAUCUCUGACCACGUUCACGCCAUUCACGGUGGUGGAGGUACGAUUGACUACCCAACGAGACUUGGCAUGUGAAUUUCAGAUGCUAAUCAUUCCAACAGCAUUCGGUGCCAGCACCGACUUCAAGGCGCUCACCGCCGACGGUACUUGCACGUCCUGUGAGGUCACUCAGGACCACUCCGCCUACUGGACUCCCAGCUUGUACUUCCAGUACAGCAAUGGUACCACCGUCAUGGUGCCACAGGUUGGCGGCAUGCUCGCGUAAGGCUAUCCCGUCAUCACGUGCUUAUCGACGAGUCACUGACACCCUCCAGCUACUACCUCUACUACCUCGAAGACGUCGUUGCUUUCCCCGAGGGCUUCGCCAUGAUCGCUGGAAACCCCACGUACCGUAACUUCACUGGUGAUUUCCCAGAUGCCCCCCUGAGCUCGUGGCCAACAGACCCGACCGAUCAAUUCUUCCUUCAACAGCGUGCUCUUGGUUUCAACUGCCUGAACUACGCCAAGACUCCAGAGGCUUCCCUCUACCGCCACACUUUCCCCGAGAAGUCGUACAUGGACGCCAACUGCCUCGACGGCCUCCGCCUCGAGCUUGCUUUCCCAUCCUGUGGCAAGAAGGGUGUCCUCGACUCCUCUGACCAUCGGUCACAUGUCGCGUACCCCAGCUUGGUGAAAGAGGGCAACUGCCCCGAAGGCUUCGAUGUCCACUACCCGUUCAUCUUCUUCGAGACCAUUUGGGCCACCGAGAACUUCGCCGGUGAGGACGGUCAGUUCUUGCUCUCUACCGGUGACCCUGUCGGAACAAGCUACCACGGUGAUUUUAUCAUGGGUUGGGAAUCCGCCGACUUCCUCCAGAAGGCCCUGGACACUUGCCAGAACCAAUCUGGUGAGAUCUCCGACUGUCCACUCUUCGACAUCCAGGCGGACUCGGAAUGCGCCAAGUGCACGUUCGACGUACCAGCGGCGAUCGAGGGAGAUGACUGCCACGGGCCUCGCGACGGACUUCCGGUCGACGUGCCCAUUCAGUACGGACCAGAGCCGGCUACCAAGUAUAACGUCGCCGGUGUCAGUGGACAGGCAACAAGCUCCAUCCCGAAGACGUCCGCGCCGGCAACCUACUCGCAAUCAGCGGCGCCAUACUCGCCAGCCAACCCAGCAAGCACCUCGACUGCACAGGGUGGCAUUGUCGCUGGCCAAGGCGAAGCCUCUAAGGCUCACGCUUAUGCUCCAUCUUCGGAAGUCACUUCUGCCCCAGCAUACACUCCGUCUAGCUCCAAAGACGAUUGUGUCAGCACCACCUACAUCACCAAGGGCAACGAGGUCAUUGAGGUGAUCAUCCAGGAGACUGAAGUCACCGUCACAGCCACCGCUCAGCCAACCGCGGCAUCUUCCGCCGAGGCCUACCACAAGCGCCAUCUCGAGAAGCAUCAACACCAUCGCUUCUAG